CAUGGAAGAACAGUUACCAGACAAAUGAAUUGGAAGUUAAUGUAUGUGUCCAUUGCAACAUGUGAUUUCAGUGAAUCUGUUUGUUGGCUCAGCAAUAGACCUCAGCUGGAUCUCCAAAGUACAAGUGAAUCAUCCUGCAGUCCUGAGGCGCGCGGAACAGAUCCAGGCCCGCAGAACUGUGAAGAAGGAGUGGCAAGCUGCUUGGCUCCUGAAAGCUGUUACCUUUAUAGAUCUUACUACACUUUCAGGAGAUGACACGUCUUCCAAUGUUCAAAGGCUCUGUUAUAAAGCCAAACAUCCGAUCAGGGAAGAUCUCUUAAAAGCUUUAAAUAUGCACGAUAAAGGCAUUACUACAGCUGCCGUGUGUGUUUAUCCUGCCCGGGUGUGUGAUGCUGUCAGAGCACUCAAGGCUGCAGGCUGUGAUAUCCCUGUGGCAUCAGUGGCCACUGGCUUUCCAGCUGGACAGACUCAUUUAAAAACACGAUUAGAAGAAAUCAGACUGGCUGUGGAAGAUGGAGCUGCAGAAAUUGACGUAGUAAUUAACAGGAGCUUGGUGCUGACAGGCCAGUGGGAAGCCCUGUAUGAUGAGAUUCGUCAGUUUCGCAAGGCCUGUGGGGAGGCUCAUCUGAAAACCAUAUUAGCCACAGGAGAACUUGGAUCUCUUACUAAUGUCUACAAAGCCAGUAUGAUAGCAAUGAUGGCAGGAUCAGAUUUUAUUAAGACCUCUACUGGAAAAGAAACAGUAAAUGCCACCUUCCCGGUAGCUAUAGUAAUGCUACGGGCCAUUAGAGAUUUCUUCUGGAAAACUGGAAACAAGGUAGGUUUUAAGCCAGCAGGUGGCAUCCGCACUGCCAAGGAUUCCCUGGCUUGGCUGUCUCUUGUCAAGGAGGAACUGGGGGAUGAGUGGCUGAAGCCAGAACUCUUUCGAAUAGGUGCCAGCACUCUGCUUUCGGACAUCGAGAGGCAGAUUUACCACCAUGUGACUGGACGAUACGCGGCUUAUCAUGAUCUUCCAAUGUCUUAAAUUAGCAGCCAGUUCCAAAAAUGCCCUUUGUAACAACGUUUAAAAAUUAUUUCUCUACAUGACUGCUAAGAUUAUUUAAUUUAAAAAGAGGGGAAUAGGUAACUGACAUUUUCUUCCUUAAAACUGCCAUUGAACUUAAAGAAUGAAAGAAAACUUAAGCUAAUCCACAUGUGCUACCCAUUUCAGGCACAUCUGGAAUGGUCUUGAUUAGGACAGCUACACUAUUAACAUAGUGAAGGUUUUUCAAAAAAACUGAGUAAAAUGUUAAUGGCAACUUUGACAACAUCAAAUUCUAAGGGGGAAAAAUGUUAGGCUGCCCACAUAGCGUGUCGUAGCAGAAGAAAAUGAAACAUCCGUGAACUGCUCCUCUAAUGACUUCAGGAGUCACUGAUUCAGCACUAAUUUCCCACCAUGAAAAUUCAUCUUUUAUUUUUGCAAUGGAUAUGUUCUUCUAUUAAUUGUUUUGCUAAUGAAACUUCCAACUUUGUUACAUGAAACUUUGAGUAUCAUUGGAAUGUUUAAAAUAAAAAAAGUCCUUGUGGUUGUUUAUAUUUAAAAAAA
Messenger RNA from Otolemur garnettii (small-eared galago), 1585 nucleotides. RefSeq names its product deoxyribose-phosphate aldolase (gene DERA). Gene Ontology annotation, molecular function: deoxyribose-phosphate aldolase activity. The coding region runs from base 44 to 1024 and encodes 326 amino acids. NCBI's taxonomy places the organism in Eukaryota, Metazoa, Chordata, Mammalia, Primates, Galagidae. The transcript has 9 exons. The record is from RefSeq and is a predicted model, not a curated record. Gene Ontology annotation, cellular component: cytoplasm. Gene Ontology annotation, biological process: carbohydrate catabolic process; deoxyribonucleotide catabolic process.